Messenger RNA from Fonsecaea multimorphosa CBS 102226, 1734 nucleotides. RefSeq lists its product as uncharacterized. NCBI's taxonomy places the organism in Eukaryota, Fungi, Ascomycota, Eurotiomycetes, Chaetothyriales, Herpotrichiellaceae. The record is from RefSeq and is a predicted model, not a curated record. The transcript is spliced from 3 exons. The coding region runs from base 1 to 1734 and encodes 577 amino acids.
AUGGCGGAAAAGCAUUCCGAGAACGUCGUUGCCAGCGAAAUAAACGACCUUCAAAGAUUCCGCCAUAUUCACUGGCGUGCGCCAACCGUCAUGGGCGCCGGUUUCCUCUGCGGCGUGAUUCUCAUGGCUUCCCACCACGCGCUCUACCAGAACCUGAGCGGGGAACCGGCAAACAGCGCUCUGUUGCAGCUGUGGGCGAUUCGUGCCGGCACAGCGCUGGCUUUCCUGUCCAAGCUCUGUCUGGCUGUCGGGACGGGAGUCGCGUACGAUCAGUGGAUGUGGGUCAAUUUGCACGCGAAGCCGCACGAGAUCGGCUCGUUGGAUUCCAUGUUUGCGAUAUUGGGCAAUGCCUUCGAGUUUCUGGCUGUUCGCAUCUGGUGCUCGAGACCUGUCCUCACCUUUUUGGCAGCUAUAACUUGGCUUCUCCCCAUUUCUGCCAUCAUCACUCCAGGUACCCUCUCCGUCCAGCCUGUCCUGGUCUCUGAGACCGGCGCUUUAAUCGUCCCCCAGCGUUCCUUCAUGACGGACAGCAACAUCUUCUGCGGUGUGAUCACCGACGGCAACACAACACAGUACGCCUCCAUGUCCACGGGCCUAUCGAACCCGACGUUCGCCACGGUUCUCUCCAACAGUGUCCUCCCCGUAGAGUCCUCCAGCACAAAUCUAAGCUACAGUCUCCAAUUCUUCGGCCCCGCUGUCAGUUGCGACAUGUCGAGUGACGAAGAAUUUUCAUGGGCGAAACAGGCUAUGCUCGAGUACGAGAAUAUGACCGACACCCGAGUGUUUUACUUUGGCUGGGCACCUCAGCCUGGUUGGGGACCGGGAGUGAAUGGCUCAUUCUUCGCAUCCACGGAUGUGCAGAUCGGGAACAAUCGAUUGGACUUUGUCUCCAAGGACGCGGCUCGGGUGUUUGUAUAUCUCAACACCACGGGUGUCGAUGCUACAGGCAGCCGCAUCCCCGACUUCGUCGGCAAAGCAGAGGCGCAGAUGAUAACCUGUGCACUUUACAACGCGUCGUACGACGCUCAUUUCGAGGUGAAGAGCACGGGCGCACAACUCAUCACCGCCACUCCAACGUUCGAGAAUUGGAUGCCGGCCCUCAGCUCGAUGGAGGGCACGCUCCAGGAUCCACGUGUCCGACAACAGAUGAACAUGCAAGCCGUCAUGGAAUCCUUCGUCAUGAUGAUCGAUGGGCCCAUCACCUACUCCAACGACGUCUCUUUCCCGACGACCAACUCGGUCUAUGCUCCCGGGAUGAACCAGGCCUUGUUCCCUGCACAGCCGGGCAUGAACCAAACGGCCCUGACGCUUCGCCAGGCCAAGCAGAACGAGAUGCUGUUUCAGAAUAUUACGUUGAGCAUGCGGUACGGCGUCGUCUCUGGAUCUGUUGGUGAAGACCAGACAACAGCCACCGCAGUGCGCCAAAGAUUCGAAUCACAAUUCGUCUAUGACCCGCGCACACUCCUCGUCGCAUACGGCCUCAGCGCCUUCUUCGCGCUGAUCUGCGUUUUGUUGGGAGUCCACGCCCUGCUCCACAACGGCGCUUCAUACACGAAUUCCUUCUCCACCAUCGUCAGAGUCACGCGAGAUCCGGCUCUUUCGAGACUGAUUGCGGACGAAGGUGAUCUUCAGGGCGCCGAGCCCGUCCCGAAACAUAUCCGUAGGGCCGAGGUGCGGUUGGGGAGGAGCGCGAAGUCGUCGGUCUCCCCGAGUUAUGCUGCAAGCUGGAUUUGA